This is a messenger RNA of Impatiens glandulifera, 4581 nucleotides long. RefSeq lists its product as uncharacterized. The coding region runs from base 1651 to 4506 and encodes 951 amino acids. The transcript has 6 exons. Lineage: Eukaryota; Viridiplantae; Streptophyta; Magnoliopsida; Ericales; Balsaminaceae. The record is from RefSeq and is a predicted model, not a curated record.
GUUAAGGCUAAAAACUCUUUAAAUAGGUAGUGGAGAUAGAGGAGAUUUUGAUAUAAAUAAAAAAGGUGCUAGCUCACAUGGCUGGUAGUUUGAGGUUUGUUGAUGGAGAGCCAAUUGAGUAUUUUGUUAAGGUUCAUCAUGAUGGUGAAGAAUUCGAGGGCGACGAUGACGACGAUGAUGAUGGAGCUAAUAUUGCUCCAGCUGCGUAGUGUUAUGGAAACCUACAUAUAUAAUUUUCAGUGAGUUUCUUAUGAUAAUUAACUAAUAUGAUUUUUCUUUCUUAUUAAAACAUAAGAAUUACAAGUAUCUUACAUACAUCUAUGUAUGUUAUAGAAGCUGCUAUAUAUAUCAUGUAAAGCUAAUUAUAGCUUCAUAUCAAUAAAACUAUUUGUUCUACUUGUUGUUGGAUUUUGAUGUUGUAACACGGUUAAAGUGUAGUUUUUACUUAAAAAAAUAAAAAAAUUAUUAUAAAAUUUUGUCCUAAGCUUACACAAACCCUAGCCUAGCCUAGUCUGGUCUCGUUUCAACCUUAAAAUUUAGUUAAUGUGAUUGUAUACCAAACAUAGCCUUUUCCCUGUGCGGAAAUCAUGACACACGAAAAAUGAAAGCUUUCAACCUCAGGCGUGUUAGUAGGGUCGAUGAACUCGGUUCAAUUGGGUUCGCCUUUAUUCUAAGUGUGUAGCUAAGUUUUUUCUUUUGAAUAAUUAUCUUUCUUUUUUGAUUGGUUUUUUCAUUUUCAUAAUUUGUUGGGUGUUAAGUUGGGAUGCAUUUUGAUUAACUUUAAAUUCGAAAAACAAAAUUGCAAUUUGUCACUUUUACUUAGCGGUUUAACAUCAUUAACAUAAAUAUAAGUUUUUCUAAAAUCUUCAUUUAUUCAAACUAAAUAAUUGUUUCAUCAAGGUGAUGCGGUGAUUAUAGUCCUUUUAAUUGUUGUUAACUUAGACAUUCUGGUUAAUAUUUGGUUAGAAUUGUUUUGAAUAUUAAUAUUAUUUAUGUAAAUAAAGAAUAAAUUUUAAUAAUUAAAUAAAAUAUUAAGUACACAAAAUAAUACUAUGAGCGGUUAGGACAUUGGACUCUGAAUUCAGUAACCCAAAUUCAAUUCUCGAUAGUACCUAAUAUUUUAAUUUUUAAAAAAACUUAUUGAAAAAGUUUAUGGAUAUAUUCACUUAUGUUAACAGUUGAAGUGUAGAAAUAUUAUUUUUAUUUAAGUGAUAUAGCCAGAAAAAUGGCGGGAAACGGAAGAAGGAAGAUAUCAGAGAAAAGGUAAAACGAGAGUAGAGAGUGAGAGAGGCGAUUGAGUUGAAGGAGUGAGCAAUGGCAGCGACGACGGAUACUUUGCAAAGCCUUCUGCAAUCCAUCAAAUCAUCCGAGUUGUAUAUGGCGGUGGAAGCAUUGCUGUAUGGAAGUAGCUUCAGGUUCUCCAUAAUCUUGUAAUUUUUGUCCGAGAAAGCUCAGAAUGUUGCUACAAUUAUAUUGUUACUCUAAUGAAUUUUGAAGCACCGGGCAUUAGAUGUGCAUGGUUUCUUUAUUGAUGGAAAAUGAAUAUUUAUUUUAUUAAAUCUUAAUAACAUCAAAUUUAUCUCAUUUUCAUAUGGAAUCUAUUCAAGCUACAUAUAUGUUGUUGCUUGCUUUACCUUAAUGCCAGGUUAGAUGUUUUGGGAAGACUUCACAUGUUUGGACGUUUCCCAAUGCAUGCUGAACAAGGCUAUCUUGAACGUGGCUAUGAAAAACAUAGAAUCCAACAUAUCCGGAUGUUUAGGCCAUUUUUUCUCGCUUGGGAGCAAGGCAAGCUCUUGGUGCGGAAAACAUCUGAAGAUGACACUCAUGGAAAGUGAAGAUUCUCAAGAAGAAGAGCACAGUAAUGCCUUCUUUCAGCUACUUCUUGAUGUGUUGAACUACUCUGCUGCUGGUUUUUCUGCUUUAUCGAGGUAUCCCGUAUCAGAUGACAACGAGUCUAUGGCCUCAGUGGAAAAAUUUACUUAUGAACAACUGAAUCUAACAAAAGACUCAAUAUUAGAACUGAAGAAAAUUCAAGGUUUUGGUUUGGAUCCGCUGAAAGUUGCACAGUCAACACUUGAUUCUGUGAUAAGGUUAUGCAAGGUGUAUUCACAUACUGUGAAUUGGGAUGAUGUUAAUGCACAUACAGAGACAUAUAAGCUUAAGAUAGAAGAGGACAAAAUUGCAAACCAUGUUAUUAAUAUAACAAAAUGCACAAUAGACAAAUUAUGUGAAUUGGGGAUUCUUGCAGCAAACAAUGGAGGGAACCUUGUUACUCUUCUUAACUGCUCAUGGAAAGGCGUUGUUUCCUUGCUUCAGCAGGGGAAGGGGGCUUUGGCCUUAAAGGUUAAUGUUACAGAUAUUAUUCUGAAUUUACUAACUCUGGCUAAUGAAUCUUUAAAGAGUGCUUCUGAAACUUGGUCAUGUUCGCUUGAAGCAGUUUCUGCAACUGAAGCUAAAAGGAUAUUCCUACCGGUAAAAUUCUACGUAAUUAAUGCCGUCCGCAUAUUAUCCCAAUAUCCACAUCAAGCAUUUCUCAUAUACAAGGAAGUAACACUGUGUGCCCUAAUGAUCUCUACGUUUCGAAUCUCAAUGAGUAAAGAUGACAACCUAAAAUGUGCUAGUGAAGUAUUGGCAGAAAUCUUGGAGCCAACAUCAUUCCAUUUACUCAACUCUUUAUUAUCUUCAUCUCAACUGAGACGAGAAGAUAAGUGUCAAAUUCUGGUUUGGUUAUUCAAUGAUGAUAAUGAUUUGGAUUGUAUUCUUGAAACUGGCAAUAAUGUUCAAAGGAUUGGUAAGUUGGAUGACAUUUUCCUUGUGAAGAGUGAUUCCGUACAAAGAACAAAGAUUCUGUUGCUUGGUCAUGUUUCCUUGUUUAUCAAUCUUCUUAAAAGUGCUCCUGAUCUGGAAGAAGAUACUCAGUUGGAUAUCACUACAAAGCUCAGAUGGCUUUUAAAUAGUUUUGCAGAUGAAGAAGUGUAUUCUAACACUCUUUCCAUGCAAACUAUAUUUAUGUAUCGUUCAGAUAAGAUACCAGAAUAUCAACCUAUGCUCUUUGUUAUCCUUCAUGCAUUAAAAACCUUCAUGAUUGCCGUUUCUUCAAGUGUUAUUUGGGAAGAAGUGGUAUCUUUCCUCCUUGAGAACUUCUUCCAUCCUCAUUUCCUCUGCCAUGAGAUUGUUAUGGAGCUUUGGUGCUUUAUUAUUCGUAAUUCCGAGGUUGACCUUGUAAAUGAUAUUAUGCACAAACUUUGUUUGCUACUACGUUCUGUUACCUCUUACAAAACAGCUCUUAUUCCUAAUUCUUCUGUUAGGAAGAUCGCAAGAUCUGUAUGUGUUCUUCUCAGUUGUGGAUCGAAACUGACAGCAGAUUAUGUCUACAAUAACAUUACUGGUGGAGAUAAUUCUAAUUCAUUUUCCAUUAUGUUCACAGCCAUGCUCAUGGAAGGAUUCCCACUUAAAUUACUUUCAGAUAAGAUGCAAAACAUUGUCAAACAAAGAGUCGUAACUGAAUAUUACCAAUUCCUAGAGAUGUUUGAUGGUAUAUCAUUGAGACAUGCUAGUUCAGGAGUGUUUGGUGCACAAGUUUAUGCAAUGUCAGCUGUCCUGCAAUCCCUCCAGGUUAGUUUACAUGAGAAUGACUUGAGCAUCUUCAAGUUUCUACAUACAAUUAUUAGUUUGUACAGAAGUUCCUCAGACGAUGCAAUGAAAGAACAAUAUCGUAACCUUCUGAGUGAAACUCUAGUUAUCAUCUCAAAGAUUACAAAUCUAUAUUCAUCUAAUGGAAUAGAAGACUUGAUUAUGGAGUUAAAAAACCUCUUCAUCACCAUGCCAGCAGAAUCAGAUACCAGGCUCUACGAAUGCAAGCCCAGUCUAGCCGCUUUCAUGGCUGGUACUGGUCACGUGGAUUUAUCCGAAAAUGUAAACUGCGUAAAGAUGUCAGCUCUAUCAGAAUUGUAUCACAUGUUAUUACGAGAGCGGCACUGGGCAUUCACACAUUUAGCAAUUGUAGGAUUUGGAUACUUUGCAGCACGAACUUUGUGCAAUCAGUUGUGGAGAUUCGUGCCUGAAGAUGCUGCACUUUCAUUUGAUUUGGAGUCCGGAAAGGACGUGAAUGAAGAGAGAUUCAUGUCGGAAUUGAAAGCAUUGCUGGAGAAGGAAAGAGCUAUUGCGGAAAUUUCAGCCAGUUCUGGGCAGCUUUGUAUGGUUGCAAAGGAGGGGAUGUUGCUUAAAUCGAUAACGAAAAAGAAUUAUAAUCUUGUCAUUACGGAUUUAAGAUAUGAAAAGAUGGAGAUUGAUGAUAGCGAAGAACAGUGUAAAAAGCGGAGGAAGCUUCCUGAUGGAAUUAGGAAUGGGGUGGAGCUUUUGAAGAAUGGGUUGAAAGUUAUAGGGGAUGGUAUCUCUGAGUUGGAUCAAAAUGUGGAACUUCAUGACAAGUUCUUGGCUCAUGUUUCUCGAUUAGAUGAUGCGAUUGGUCAGUUAGCAGGUCUAGCUAGUAAUAGUAAUGGAUGAACUAUCUGUUUUAAUCUCUCCAAUAUUGAACUGUUAUCAUUUGAGCAUUAUCUUAAUAUGCUCUGUUUUAUGUCA